Messenger RNA from Purpureocillium lilacinum, 1539 nucleotides. Its product is annotated as phenylalanyl-tRNA synthetase, beta subunit, cytoplasmic. Gene Ontology annotation, cellular component: phenylalanine-tRNA ligase complex; cytoplasm; cytosol. Gene Ontology annotation, biological process: phenylalanyl-tRNA aminoacylation. Lineage: Eukaryota; Fungi; Ascomycota; Sordariomycetes; Hypocreales; Ophiocordycipitaceae. The record is from RefSeq and is a predicted model, not a curated record. Gene Ontology annotation, molecular function: tRNA binding; phenylalanine-tRNA ligase activity; ATP binding.
AUGACGACCUCGAGCUCCGCCCCGUCGGGCGACCUCACAAGUCAGAUCCUGCUGGCCCUGUCCAAGGCGAGCCCGAUCCAAACCGCCGAUGCCUUCCCCGAUGCCCAGUUCCAGGACGUCAAGGCCGCCCUCGACCGGCUGGGGUCCCGGUCAAUGAUCACGUACGAGACGAUUGAGCGCGAGGAGGCCCUCCUGGAGCCCGAGGCCGAGCAGAUUGCCGAGCACGGCUCGCACGAGGCCCGUGUCUUUGAGGCGCUGAAGCAGGCCAUGGAAGGCCUGACGGUCCAGGAGCUGGAAAAGGCCAUUGGCGACAAGAACGUCACCAAGCUGGGUCAGGGCAAGGCCUUUAGAGAGAAGUGGAUCUCCAAGAGCAAGGACGGCAAGCUGGUGGCCACGGCCGAUUCCAUCCAGGACGUCACCCGGGCACAGCUGCAAAAGAUCAAGGAGACGCGGACGGGCGACGCCAAGGUCAUCGCCGACCUGAAGAAGCGCAAGCUCAUCCGCAUGCAAAAGAUCAUCACCUUCAAGGCGGACAAGGGCCCCAAGUUCGCGCUCGAGAUUCAAAAGGAAGAGACGGACCUGACGGCCGACAUGAUUGCGUCGGGGGCGUGGAAGUCGGCGACCUUCAAGCCGUACAACUUCAAGGCGCUGGGGUCGGACCAGAAUGCUGGCGCGCUGCACCCGCUCAACAAGGUGCGGCACGAGUUCCGGCAAAUUUUCUUCGAGAUGGGCUUCGAGGAGAUGCCGACCAACAAGUUCGUGGAGACGGGCUUCUGGAACUUUGACGCGCUCUUCGUGCCGCAGCAGCACCCGGCGCGCGACCUGCAGGACACGUUCUACAUCUCGGACCCCAAGGUGGCGGAGAAGCCGCGGCCGCAGGGCGAGGGCCAGGACACGGAGGCGUACUGGAACAACGUCAAGGAGGUGCACCAGAACGGCAAGUAUGGGUCGAUCGGAUACCGGUACCCGUGGUCGGCGGAUGAGUCUCUCAAGCUGGUGCUGCGGACGCACACGACGUCCAUCUCGGCGGCGAUGCUGCACAAGCUGGCGGCGACCAAGGGCCCGGACGGGCGGCCGAAGCCGGCACGGUACUUUUCCAUCGACCGCGUGUUCCGCAACGAGACGGUGGACGCGACGCACUUGGCCGAGUUCCACCAGGUGGAGGGCGUCAUCGCCGACUACGGGCUGUCGCUGGGCGGGCUGAUGGAGUUUAUGGAGAUCUUCUUCACCAAGAUGGGCAUCACGGACCUCAAGUUCAAGCCGGCGUACAACCCGUACACGGAGCCGAGCAUGGAGAUCUUCUCGUACCACAAGGGGCUCAACAAGCUGGUGGAGAUUGGCAACAGCGGCAUGUUCCGGCCCGAGAUGCUCGAGGCCAUGGGCCUGCCCAAGGACAUGCGCGUCUUCGGCUGGGGACUGAGUCUGGAGCGGCCGACCAUGAUCAAGUACAAAAUCUCCAACAUCCGCGAGCUGCUGGGGCACAAGGUGGACCUGGGCUUCAUUGAGCGGAACCCGGCGGUGAGACUAGAGAAGGAGUAG